Molecule: messenger RNA, 1990 nt
Organism: Daldinia loculata
Lineage: Eukaryota; Fungi; Ascomycota; Sordariomycetes; Xylariales; Hypoxylaceae
Product: DNA primase, large subunit
Exons: 4
Coding region: 147-1655 (502 amino acids)
Biological process (GO): DNA replication, synthesis of primer
Cellular component (GO): alpha DNA polymerase:primase complex
Source: RefSeq, a predicted model, not a curated record
AGUCGCGUCGCCCAAAAUUCCAUAAUGUGACGAAAAGUCUCCAUGUAAACCUUCACGAUCUAGGAUUGAUACCCCAUAACAUAUGCCAUAUGCCAUAUGCUAUAUGCUAUAUGCUAUAUGCUAUUUAGGAUCUGUAACCUGUUACGAUGUUAAGGCAAGAUAUUAAUCGUAUAGACCCCAAAAGACGAAAUGUCGUCGACCACCGCAAGAAACAAUUUGCCGAACCUACCUAUAAGGAAACUCAAUAUCCUCAUCGUCUAAAUUUUUACGAGACACCCCCGACGGCAGACAUUACCUUGGAACAAUUUGAACAAUGGGCUAUCGAUAGGCUUCGGGUCCUCGCCGAACUAGAAGCAUGCUCAUUCCGCAAUAAAUCCCCUGCCGAGACCGCCGCACACAUGAAGCCGUUGCUCGAGAAAUACCUCCCACUCGAUUCUAACUCAUCUUCCUCGUCUAAGCUCUUGGCUGAGAGGCAAAAAGACCAUUACAGCCAUUUCAUUCUCCGACUUGCAUUCGCAUCAACCGAGGACCUGCGCCGAAGAUUUAGUCGCGUCGAGACAACGCUCUUCCGUCUGCGAUUAGCCGAGGACAGUGCGCGCGAGCGAAAUGCCUUUAUCCAGAGUUUGAACUUGGAUUGGGAACCUGUAGCCGAAGACGAGAGGAACAAGUACUUUGCCGAAUUGACGGCGACCAUCGGCUCCAGAAAGGGGGACGAAGAGACAGCUUGGUAUAAAGUCGAUUGGGAGCGUGUACCCGAUUUAGUUGAAACUAGGAGGGUAUUAUUAAAGGCCGGCAAAGCCUAUGUUCCUUCAAAAGAGCUACCAAGUAUGGUCACUGCUGAGUUUACGAAGAGACUAGACCGAUCGCUAGAGCUUACGGCGCGUGCACUGCCACGACUUGAUGAGGACGAUCGACUUACACCGAUCCUCGAUCACCUCUCUAAGAAUUUCGUCACUCCUGACGCGGCUUAUACCAGCACCAGUUCUGCCGUCCCCGGCGCCGAAAUCACAGCGCGGAAUAUCGAUAAUCUAUCCUCACAUUUCCCCCUAUGUAUGCAGCACCUUCACCGAUCGCUGCGCCGGGAUGCACAUUUGAAACAUUUUGGCCGUCUACAAUACACGCUUUUCUUGAAGGGUAUCGGUUUAAACUUGGAAGAAUGUCUAAUAUUCUGGCGUACUUCCUUUCACAAGAUCACAGACGAUACUUUCAAUAAGGAGUACAGAUACAACGUAAGACACACGUAUGGCGACGUCGGUGGAGAUUCAAAUAGGCGCGCAGGUGGCUACUCGCCGUUCUCGUGCCAGAAGAUUUUAACGGAGCAUCCACCUGGCCCCGGUGAAGCACACGGGUGUCCAUAUCGGCAUUUCAACCUGGAGAAUCUAACUUCCCUACUCCAACAAGUAGGCAUCUCUGACCGGUCAGUCUUACAAGGAGUCAAGGAAGAUAAAGAAAAUCAGAAAUUCCACAUGGCUUGUAAUCGUGUGUUCGAAUACGUGCAUAAGAAUGAACUCAAGAAGGCUAAAGAUGAGGGCAUUAUGACCGUUGCCCAGCUCGAGACGAUCGUCCAUCCAAACAAGUAUUUCGAGAGGAGUUACUUGUUGAAGAAUCUGGGAAAGUCCAAUAAUGGGGACGACGUCAAAAUGGAGGGAUUCUAGUUGACGUGUAUAGGUAUCUUUAAUUGUGCUAGCAUUAUACGAUUUGAUUGGGAUGGAACGUAUGCAUUAUUCACGAAUUUCCCUCAGGGCCACGUUGGGUGCGCAAGAAACUCGGAUGGGGCGUUGUGGUGUUUUUCGAUAGUAGGGCACAAUUCGAUAAUGUUUCACUGCGGAAAGCCACGGGCUGAUAUACAUAUGCAUGUCAAUGAAUGAAGACAACAGUCUAUGCAAUGACGAUUUCCUGACGAGAUUUAAGACAUGGACAGGUCACACUACAGCUAAUAAACGCCAAUUCAACUUGUACGACAAUUGGACCUCAAGGCUUGUUGAUAUUA